CAUGCAUGAGCUGUAUGCCUACUUUGUCAGUAAGCAUGCGGUGAUGCCCAUGCAUUCUAAUGAAAUCGAGACAAAAACCAUACAAUCAAUGACCAAGGCCAUAAUUUCUAGUCACUGUAGCACUAGGGCUACGCAUGAUAUUCGACAUACAGGAAGUAUCCAACCGCUUCGACAAGUGUGCCUCAUUCACCGACAACCAAGCCUCCAUCCAAGCGUUACAAAACCUCGAGUACCCGUCAAGAUAAUGCAUCCUCUUUGGGGGGAUACAAGCACUCGCAGAGGCCCAUAGCUGAGGAUGGGAGCUGAUCAAGUAGCCAAGGAAGCCGCCGGCUUCAGCCCCAACGCGGAUUCUCACGCGAAACUCUGCUGUGCUCCAAGGCGCGUCGCGCAAGGUUGAAAAUCGUGGUUGGGUGUUGCUUUGGUUUGUAGAGCUAAGUAUGGGCC
This is a messenger RNA of Colletotrichum navitas, 444 nucleotides long. RefSeq lists its product as uncharacterized. The transcript has 2 exons. The annotation marks the transcript as partial. The record is from RefSeq and is a predicted model, not a curated record. NCBI's taxonomy places the organism in Eukaryota, Fungi, Ascomycota, Sordariomycetes, Glomerellales, Glomerellaceae.